Aethalodelphis obliquidens (Pacific white-sided dolphin) is the source of this 5960-nucleotide messenger RNA. RefSeq names its product nescient helix-loop-helix 2 (gene NHLH2). Gene Ontology annotation, molecular function: DNA-binding transcription factor activity, RNA polymerase II-specific; RNA polymerase II cis-regulatory region sequence-specific DNA binding; protein dimerization activity. Lineage: Eukaryota; Metazoa; Chordata; Mammalia; Artiodactyla; Delphinidae. The record is from RefSeq and is a predicted model, not a curated record. The transcript has a single exon. Gene Ontology annotation, biological process: regulation of transcription by RNA polymerase II. The coding region runs from base 3438 to 3845 and encodes 135 amino acids.
UUUUAAGUUUAAUGAAUGAGUGGGGGAAGAGAAAAACAAACAUAUUCAGAAAGGUAGAAUGGUCUCAUAUAUUGAUCCUUGAAAUUACAAUACCUGGAUUCUGUUCUCAAUUUCAGCAAUGACUUAAUCUAUUGAAAGGUUCUUAUCAUAUAUGGGAAAAUUAGUCCAGUGGCAGGAUAUCUCUCAAAAAUAUGAAUAUGCUUAAUCAAGCCUUGUUGAAGUGUCUUUUAAAAUGUAAAUGAUUACAAAUAAAUGUUAGCUGUUGCAUAUCUGAAUAUAUUUAUUGUAGCACCAUACAUAGUAUAUAUUUCCAUGUUCUGGACACAAGCAUUAUCCUAAACUUUAAGGGAAGAUAUUGGUUUUAUAAUGUGCCAGGAGAAUUUUUCCAUAGUCAAUAUGUUGUUUAUUUGCACUUAAAUAUUGCAUCAAUAAUCUGAAAAAGAGAAAUAACCUGAUUAUGGCUAGAGCUUCUGAUUAGAGGCUAAGGUUUCUAUCAUGGACUGCUUUCAACUGUUAUAUUUUAUGGCACAGAUUCAGUGGGAAUCUGAUCUGCUAAAAUAUUUGGGCUGUGAAAACUCCCACACUGUGACAGAUGUCAAGUCCAAUUAAGUGACUCAUGUCCAGGUUUCUGUCCAAUAGGAUUUCCCAUUAAAUAUCAAUUUAGGGAAAAAAAUUCCAUCCCCCUUCUUAAGCCUUUAUCUCUUCCACCAUCUCCAGGCUGAAUCAAUUGGUACCAGGAGAGCCAAGAAGCCACACACUCAUCUCUGCCUCUUUGCUCUGGCUCUCCCACCCUCUCGCGUCUUUCUCCGCUUCCCUGUCACUGUUACUCCGGGAGACGUUCACUUUUCACCAACCUUUCUCCAAACAUCUCCAAGCCACUGACUAUAUAUAUUUUGCUACAAGGUAAAGAAAGGAGGGGGUGGGGGUGGGAGAUGUAACCAAGCCUUGAAAGACUUUGAAACUGGAAAUAUGUGUCUGUUUAUACAACAUACAAGUAAAUGAGGGAAGAGGAAGAGGCAAGCUAAGCCCCGAGUUACAGUAUUGUGUUCCUGAGAACCGGGGAGACAUCAGCUGAACAAAGCCUUAUCUCAAAAAAAAAAAAAAAAAUUACUUCUGAGCAAGAUUGCAUCUCUGCCUUGCACUUCCCAGUUUCUGCUCAGUCGUAUUAAGGGAAGGAAAGGCGUUCUACAGGAGCGGAAUCUUAUCUUAACCAUCUUUCUUAUUGAUUCUUCCGCUAUUAGAAAGUGGAAGAAUCAGCCCUUUGAUGUGAUUGUGUUUAUCUCUGCAUCUCUUUUGUUAUUUAUAGAGACCUAGAAGAGGAAAAGAGACACGAGACUUUUCAACACAUCGUUUUAAAAAAAAUCAACAACGAAUUUCCCGAAAUGUUUGAGAACAAUUAAAAGGAAAAGCCGUUUUUGAUCUAUCAACUAAGUGAACAAUCAUUCAUAUCGUCCACAUCCUGAGAUAUUAUCGUCCCUCGCUGUGGACACCAGCGAGAUGACAGCUGCUUUUUCAUUUUUGAAUGUAAUAAAUAUUUGCUGCUUCUAAUAUAUUUCGGAAUUUCUCCCUGCUAUUCCCUGGGAUUUUAACUCUAAAAGAUUGGAGAAAAGAUUAUCGAAAAGGCUUUUACAAGGUAAGCCUCCUUUAAAUGAUUUUUUUCCAGCUUGGAACUAAGUUAGAUGAUUCAUAUCGCAUUUAUAGAUGUGUUUCAGUGAAUGGCUGAAAAAACCAAAAUGCAUACACGACAUGCUAUUUACGAAUAUUUUAAAAAGAUAUCUGGAGAAGAAUUUAUCAUGCUUCGAGGGCAAGCCGGGAACUUUUUAUCCGAACUACAACUAUGUUGUGAUUUAUUGUGAUUUUCCAUUACUCGCCUAUUUAUUUAUACCCUUUCAAGGCGAAGGUGUAGCUGCAAGUUGUUCUACUUAUAAACGUAUCCGUGAAAAGCCCACAGGGAGUCACAUGUAUUUCACUUGGAGCGUUUGUUUUUAUUUUGCCUUAGAGGACUUGUUUUCCUCACAGGGAAAUGAAAGCUGCCUUGGAGCCAAAUUCGCUCCUAAGCAAGUGCGGUGCUGGGAGCGGAGAGCACAGCCCCCGCUUUUGUCUAGGAGCAAACGCUGCCGCACGUCGCCGACUCGAUCUCUCUUCCAGCGAGCAUCCCUCCAGCGGCACACUAGGGCCCGGGGCUCGCAGCCUGGUCCUCCCUCCCGGUGCCCGCGAUCGGUGCGCUUAGCCCCCGCAGGUGCCUCCCCGCCUGCCGGACCCUUUCUCGAAGCCCGAAUUUCCUCGAAGCCCCACGGCUGGGAGCGGCCCCCUCCCCGGAUGGGCGCGAUCGGGGCUGGUCCUCCAGGCGUCCGGGAGGAGCCGGGCAAGGAGGCCUUUCUAGGAUCGCAUCCUUAGAGAAAGGCUGAGGACGGGCUAGCUCGGCCUCGGCCAGGCCGCCCGGGGACAGCUGAGGGCUCCCGACUCCGGGCCCCAGAGCACCAAACUUUGCGGGCGGGGAUGCAGCUCGGGCCGGGGCAGCAGGCGCGGCGCCCGCCUUUCCCCGGCCCUUCCCUUCCCUCCCCAGCCUCUCCUUCCGCAGCCACCCGGCCGCCGACCUAUUCCCGGGAGGUGGUCGGCAGACUGCGGGAGCAUUGUCUUAUCCCACGUCGCCGUGUCCCUAGGUCCCCGAUGUGUGUGGCUGUCUGCGUGACAGAUGGUGCUUCGGGAGCCUGCGAGGGCAUGAGAGUCCAUUUGCUGUUGAAAGGAGCCUCCACGUUUGUUUAGUCAUCUAUUAUUUCGGAGAAGCGCGAGGGGUACGGGGAAGCCUUCCCGCUCCGGGACGCCUGCUCUCCGUCCGCGCUCGGGGCUGGGUUCCUCUGGAGUCCCGGCCGCCCCGCGCCCCAGAGCCGCGCGCAGCCCGCGGGCACCCAGUUCUCCGGCUGCUUCGCCCCAGGCCCUCGGGGCGGGAAGCGCGCUCCGCGUCUCCCCGCCCCCCCGCAAACCCCAGAUGGAUUCGUCGUUCGGAUUCAUUCGUUUGUCAGGGUCGGAGAAGAAGUAAGGGAGGCGGAAUGGCCGAGUUGUAUUUAGCCGAAGGAAGCACAAAACCCAGGAGCGGCCUCGCAGGCCUGAGGUCGUUCCCCGGAGCAGGCCCGCAGGCCGGUGUGGGUCUCCUGCAGGCCUCGGUGUCAGGUCCAGGAUGCGGCCUGGGCCAAGGAGAGGCCUCGCUGGCUCCUGAGCCGGGCGGUGGCGCAGGGCUCGGCUCUCGGGCCUGCCUGCCUCGGCGCGCUCCCACCCCGCGGGGUCCGCUCCUCGGAGCUCGCCGUCCUGCCUUGGGGAGGCGGCCCGGGCCGCGCGGAGGCCCGGCAGGCUAGGCCCUCGCCCGCUCUCGCUCCUAUCCAAAGAAGACCCCCAUUCCUUUUAUUGAUCGCUUUUCUGACUCCCCCUCAGUUUCCAAAAUGAUGCUGAGUCCAGACCAAGCCGCCGACUCGGACCACCCCAGUUCGGCGCCCUCGGACCCGGAGUCGCUGGGUGGCGCGGACGCCAAGGUGCUGGGCAGCGUGUCGGACCUGGAGCCGGUGGAGGAGGCCGAAGGCGACGGCAAGGGCGGCAGCCGGGCCGCGCUCUACCCGCACCCGCAGCAGCUGAGCCGCGAGGAGAAGCGCCGCCGCCGGCGAGCCACGGCCAAGUACCGCUCGGCCCACGCCACCCGCGAGCGCAUCCGCGUGGAGGCCUUCAACCUGGCCUUCGCCGAGCUCCGCAAACUGCUGCCCACGCUGCCCCCGGACAAGAAGCUGUCCAAGAUCGAGAUCCUGCGCCUGGCCAUCUGCUACAUCUCCUAUCUCAACCACGUCCUGGAUGUGUAGGGCCGGGGUCGCGGCGCGGGGCCGCCUGGCCGGGAGUGGGUGAAACGCGGCCAACCCGGGCGGCCGCCGCGGCGAUGGAGGAGGAAGCGGUGGCGCAGCGGGACGGCCGCCGCCACGACCUUGGACCGGGUAGGAGGCUCGCACCGUGUUCUCUCCGGUCGGCAGGGCGACUCUGGAAGGUUUCCGACUCCAGAAGGGUGGGGUUGUCUGGCGAGCCCUGGGGCUUGUAGGGAGCAUUUUCCAGGCAAGGCGAACCUCCUGGAGGCAUCGAGAUGAGUGGCCUCCAGGCCUCCCCUCCACGUGUUAGGAUCCCUUUAGGGGUUGUUGCUUUAGCUCACUGGAGACUGAGUUCUCCUACAUUCAUCUCCCACAGAUCUUCAUGUUUUGAAAGAAUGAGGGCAGAAGCUCAGAGUCUGGGCUUCUAACUUUAGACUAUCUGGAUUUUUUCUAACUGACAAAUCACCAAACAUCAUGAGGGGAGGGGAGGGAAUCUCCUCCAGGGCAGAGAUUCAAGACACAGAAAGGUGGAACAGGAAACUUUCUGAUCCGUUGUGAAAAGAAAGAUUAUAUUAGAAUCCAAGUAAAACAGACAAGCCUAGAACAUAUGGUAAGGUUAAAAAGAUACAUUGAGAACAAACAGAUAUUGUGGGAAGAUUUGAGUUUGGUGAGAUUUUUAAACCCCAAGGUCUGAUGCUAAUGUAGACAGGAAUAUCCAUAUUUAAAUGGAAAAUUUAAUAUCUGAUUGCUUUUUCAGGCGAAGUGCCCCUUUAUAUAUCCAAAAGCAUCUAUUUGUGACCUUAAACAUGUGGACCCAUAGGUGCAGUUAGAAAAGACAACCUAUUUUUAUUUAUGUUAGAACGAGUAUUUUUUUCAAGACACUUAUUUUUCAGAGUGGUGAUAAUUUUACUUUGGACACUCUGUGCCAAUUUAUUUAUAGUCAAGUGUUUACACUUUCUCCUGUGGAAUAAUUAUGUCUAACUUUUUACAUGUUUGUUGAGAUUAUACUGUGGUCUUUCUUUUUGCUCUAAUUAUAUUGCACUUGUAUAACAAAUUUCCCACAUCUCCCUGUUUCUAAGCAUAUUUUAUAUAUUAAGAUGUUUGUUCCUGAAAGGUUCUUUUGUUGUGAGAUCAGCAACACUAGCACUUCACUGUUAUAGUUUUUUAAAAAAAGUAAGUGUUGUUAUCCUUAUCUGUAGUUAUGUCUGAAAAGUACUUUGCAAACCGUUUAUAAGGAGAGUAGCUUCUUUGUGUGUGUGUGUGAUGUUUGUGUGUGGGAUGAUUUUAGGAAAUUAAGUUAUUUUCCUAAAAAAAAAAAAAAAAAGAAUUCAGAACUACUUUCCUCUGUGACAACCAAAAAGAAAAGUCUAUAACCUGAAAAUGUUUCAUGUUCUCAGCUGUGAAACUCUUAAAACAAGGAGUGUAUUUUAGAGACAAGGGAAAAAAAAAAAACCACAUCUGCUAUCCAAAGAAUUUAGUCUUUUUCAGGGUUUUUUUGUGUCUCUGUUGCUUUAUAUAAUGCAAUAUUUUGUAGUGAAAAUAGAUAUAAUCUGGUUUCUAUCUGACGAGUUUUUCAUAUCUCAUGAAUGGUGCGCUGUUUUGCAUAUAAAUAAAGGUAUCAAAUAAAGUCAUCUCCUUUAUUUUAAGCAUACUGUCUAAAAAUAAUGAACAUACUGGCUGAGCAAGAAACAUCUUAAUGGACUCAAUUCCUCAGAAAGGAGCUAAAAUUAGAAAACAACAAAAACAAAACCAAAUCUUGACAUGUACUGAGAUAUUUGAUGCUCUCCCUAAAGUUGGACGCUGAUCAGUCUAUAAAUAGAUGCCCCACAUAUGAUGGUGACAGAAAUCAUGUUUCUCUCAAUGAAGAAAAGAGAUUAUCAGUGUUUAUAUAAAAACAUUGCUUGAAUCAUAGAUUCUUUUGCUUUAAAAGCAAAUUCAGUAACUAACCCAAUCUCUUCAAAUUAGAGUUGGGAAACUGGGGUCCAAAGAGUUUAUAUGCCCUGCACUAAGUCCCAUGGCUACUUAGUGAAAAUGAGAAGACUCCAAGAUGAUGACUCUAAGUCCUCAUGGCACUUAUUAAGAACAAGGUGCAUUUCACUAUUGUACUAUAGCACUCGG